GCAGGAUAUCUGACGUCACAAAAGCCCAGCCUGGAGCCAGGCAGGCUGGCGUGGGUGGCACGGAGUCCAGGGCUGCGCGGGGCCAUGGGCUGCUGCCAAGACAAGGACUUUCAGACCUCUGAUGAGCAGGCCAAGGACGGAAACUAUGAGGACGGUGGGACCCAGGACAGAGGGCACAGGGAGAGGGAGAGGGGGCGGCCAAGGGGGAAAGCUGAACUGAGGGGUCUCGUCGUCCCCUCAGGCGCCAGAGAUAACGACCUGGACUCGCCUGACCGCCGGAAUCAUAAGUCUAAGUCAAACGAAAGCCUUCUGAUCACCGUGCUGUGGAGGCGGCUAUCACUGUUCAGUCGUCGGGGCUCUGCGCGACCAUCAGGAAAGAAGCAGUCAGAGCAGGUUCCUAAGCGCGGGAGUACGAUCCACGUGGGCGCCCAGGAGGAGACCCAGGAGGAGCCGGAGAAGGGGUGACCCAGCUCUGCUCUCAGUCCGCCCCAGCCUCCAGAGAAUAAAAUUUCUAACGUGGACCUGCACGAACACUUGCGCCUGCCCGUUCUGGGCGUUUC
Nycticebus coucang (slow loris) is the source of this 560-nucleotide messenger RNA. RefSeq names its product testis expressed 54 (gene TEX54). Bases 85 to 465 code for a protein of 126 amino acids. The record is from RefSeq and is a predicted model, not a curated record. Lineage: Eukaryota; Metazoa; Chordata; Mammalia; Primates; Lorisidae. The transcript is spliced from 2 exons.